Molecule: messenger RNA, 1990 nt
Organism: Vitrella brassicaformis
Lineage: Eukaryota; Vitrellaceae
Source: the annotation of a GenBank genome assembly
UGCACUCAUGUUUCAUUGAGUGUAGGACCGUCUGUAUAUGGACAAGUACUGCAUGCAUACAGCCGGAUGCAUGCGGACGCUCCCGCCCCUCUGCUAUGCUGCGCUCACUCACGGAUCGCAAGCUUGGUCAGAUCCGAACUCGAUCCGAAAGUGGAGUCAGGAGAGCAAAGUUGGCAAGAGAGCCGACCAUUACAAGCACACCUAGCUAUCCGAUCGCACCGAUAGUUCCCCAGCUGACCCAUCACGGCCUGCCUGCACCGAAGUAUCCCCCCUGUGUGAGGACUGAUGGGUCGGUGGUGAAGCCCAGCCCACCGCCAGGCCCACCCACCCCCCUGCUGCUGCCACUGAACGCACUGCUGGCCUGGCUGAGGACGUUGGCGUGCUCUUUGGUGGCCACUGUCAUGCGCCACACGGCCGAGAGGGCCUCCGACUGCUUGGCCACCAGCUCCAGAAACGACGUCAGAGACGAGUACGAUUCAUCUGAUGGAAGGCGAGAGAAGGGGAGAGAGGGAGAUUGGAGGGGCGAGCGGCGGUUUCGUUGGUCGCUCACCUUCGUUCCUCUUGAGUUUUGUGCCCUGUUCGUUCUUCUGGCCCGUGAGCACCUGGACGCUCUUCCGCAGCACCAUGACGUGGUUCUGUCCAUCAGGAAACGAAACACAGAAACGAAUGCGUUGCGUGUAGUGUAGUGUGUCGUGUGGUGUGGUCGGUGGUGGCUUGAUCCUUACCGCUAUGUCGGCCGGUUGCUGGACCUUGGUCUCGAGUUUGGCGUAGUCGUCAGCCAGCGAUUGCUGCAGGCAUACAAGACACACACAUUUCGGCUGCCGAUGGAUGGAUGGCUUCAUCGUCGCUUACUUACCUCAGCUUGCCGGUUGUGCAACACGUUGCCCUGCGAUUCGGCGAAGGCUGCACGCAACACUCAUACAAAGCAGCAUCAGACGCGCACUGAGAUGGGGCAAGUCCCUCCAGACGGAUGGAUGGAUGGAUUGAUGGAUGGAUGGAUGGAUGGCUGCGCCGCCCUGACCUUCUAGCUGUGUGUGGACUUUGGUGAGGAGGUUGGAGAUGGCCAUGUGCCGCUGGCGAUUCUCCUCCAGCUGACGCAGAGCGGUACAGAUACACAGGAACACAACACAACACAACACAGCACAGCACAGCACACGUGCAUGUCUUGGCCCGUGGAUGUGUGUGCACCUUUGACUGACUGACUGACUGACCGACUGACCAGUCUGAGUGUCUUUGUGGUGAACCCCAGCUCCAAGUCCUGCAGACGCUUCUUCUGCUUCUGCAUCCACACACGCAAUACCACCGAGAUGCGUACAUGUCCAUGUGUGUCCCUCCCUGGCUGCCAUGGGCUGGCUGCUCGCUCACCGCUUCCUCUUGCAGCACCUGCUCCGUCAUGGACUUGGCUUGGUUGAACUGACAAGACACGCACGGGUCGACACACACAAAGCAAUGCAACCACAUAUAGCGCCCUUCCCUCGCCUCUCUGCCUGCCCAUUACUGCCUGAAUCUGACUCGUUCGUUACCCGCUGCUCGAGCUGUUCGAACCCAUAGAUGACGUCGGGGUGAAUCCUGCACACACGCACACGAACGCGGGCGUCAUGAUGCAUGUGUUGCCGGUGUGUCAUCGUGGCUCACUCGUUUGGGUUUGGGUUUCCCUGCACGGCUCUUGACCACUUGUCGGGCGCCAGCUGAAUGGCGUCCGGCAGGCCCUGCAGCUUCUGCUGCAGCACCUGCUUGUUGGUCUGGUAUGUGUAGCUGUAGGCGAGGAACCGGGGGUUGGGACGCUCAAGGGCGGUCUUCCUGGUCUCUAUCUCCCUCAUGUACUGCUGCUGCGCCUCGUUCUGCUGGCUGGUCAUGCCCAGCUGCCAUGGCUGCUGCUGACCCAUGACUCCCAUCUGCAUCUGGCCUCCAAAGAGGGAUGGAGCCUGCUGCUGCUGCUGCUGCUGCUGCUGUUGUUGCUGGAAACCGCCAAACAUCGCGCGAGUAAGUG